UUAUAAUUCAUCCUCUACUUUGGCGACGAGGAAGUGAAGAACUUUAGCAAACCCUCCUUUGAAAAGUUUGAUUAGCUCUGAAGCUGAGCAGUAAUGGAAGAUUCAGAGAAAAGAAAAGAAAUGCUAAAAGCAAUGCGGAUGGAAGCUGCUGCUGCUGCUGCACAGAAUGAUGGUUCUACUGAGCCUGAAGCUUCUAUGAACACAAGUCACCUCUCAAACCCCUUGGCUGAAGCAUCCACUCACCAGCAGGAAUCGUAUGAUAAGCAGCCAAGGUUUGAUUAUUACACCGACCCGAUGGCAGCUUAUUCUAGUUUCAAUAGAAACAAGAGCCCUAGGCAACAAUACAUCUCAUCUCCUAGUCAUCAAAUGAGCCCUCCAGCACCCCAGUUUCCACCAUCUGUUCCAGGAUCGGUGGGGAAUGACUAUCAGGCACAUCCCAAUCCUGGUGGUUUUCAAGAAGCUCAUUACGGUGGUGAUAAUAUGCAUACCGAACCAAGAGGGAUGGCACCGUCGUACAGAGGUCCACCCGCUCCUUGGAAUAACAAUUUUAGGCCUCCACCACCAGUUAACCAUUUAGGUCCACCUCAAUGGGUGCCUCGCCCUCAUCCAUUCUCUCAGGGAAACCAUAAUAUGGGUAAUAACAGAUAUGGUGGUCGAGGUCCUCGAGGAGGCAACUAUAACAAUACCCCUCCACAAUUUCACCAUCACGGACGACAAAAUUCUAACUGGGCUGGAAACUCAGGAAGAGGCAGAGGCGGAGGACGCGGUAUGAAUACAAACUUUGGGAGAGGUGGAGGAAGAAGACCCAUGGAACAAAGUGCAGAACGAUUUUACUCCAACUCCAUGGCUGAAGAUCCAUGGAAGUAUCUUAAGCCAGUAUUAUGGAAGAGCUGCUCAGAUGCUUCAAGCAGCAACUCAACAGGUCAAGCCUGGCGUCCCAAUUCUAUAGCACCGAAGAAACCUAUGAUAUCAGAAGCUUCCCACAAACCUAGCAGUAAUCAGCAGAGCCUUGCUGAGUACCUUGCUGCUUCUCUAGAGGAGGCUACGUGUGAUGAGCCAAGCAAUUGAUCAGGACAUUUUGAGCAAAAGGGAAUCCAAGUAUAUGGAGUACCAUCAGAUGUCAUUACCGAUGACUCUUUCGUAUUGUUCCAUGGCUGGUAAAAAGAGACAGCAGAGAAUGAUGAUCAUCUUGACGGUGCAGUUGAGAGUAGAACAUUUGAAUUUUGGAUGAGUUGUUUUCUUGUUUGGUUUGUUCAGAUUGGUUUAGGUAUUUCGUAUACAGAAAACACAAGUCUAUUUUAACCAUAUUAAGAUCUUGGUUUGUUGUUUCGUCGGUUAUUUUAAUUUGGUUUUGGAUGGAACAGGGUUGCUAAUAAGAUAGGUGUACUUAUUAAUUGAAACCAUCGAACAUGUAUCAUGGUGGUAAUAAAAGGUGUUAGUUGUUAGAUCUGAUGACUCAACUCUCCAAAGAGAGCUUCUUCAUUCAACUGCAAUGAUUUGAAUCAAUUUAGUUUAUCUUCUUAUAUAAUAAAGUUG
Messenger RNA from Eruca vesicaria subsp. sativa (arugula), 1536 nucleotides. The record is from the annotation of a GenBank genome assembly. NCBI's taxonomy places the organism in Eukaryota, Viridiplantae, Streptophyta, Magnoliopsida, Brassicales, Brassicaceae.